UUUUCGGAAUACUUUUUCGGCAAGUCAUAGAUGGAGUUUUAAGCUAAAUGAUGCAUGGUGUGGAAUUUUGAUCCAAGUAGAACCAUUUUUUUCAUGACACAAAUGUUAAUUUUCCCCCAUUCUAGAACAAUAUUCCUCUAGCUCGAGACUAUGAAGAGGAAUCUUCAAAAGAACAUGGCCUUCAAUAAUUCUUUCCUCUUUUUUUUUUUUUCCAUUAUCAAACAAAUUAUUCUCUUCUCAUUCAUUUCUUAGUUGGGAUGCCUUCAUUUGUAAUAUGAUGUGGUUGCUGAAUAUUACAGCUAAUAUAUAUUCCAUGAUCAAGUUUCUAUGUUUCUUAGUAAGAAACUUUUUAGUAAUGAUUACCGUGUUGACCAACUAAUAAUCCAUUCUCGCAAACAAACAAAAGAUUUUCUCUCCGAAGAUCUGGAUAGAACACUCAGCACAAAAAAGUUAAUUAGGCAUGACGAUCUAACACUUAUAUGACAUAUCAUUAACACUACGACAUAUUGACGACUCACACCUAAAUUCCCCCCCCCCCCCCUCACAAAGCUGCUCCAAAAUUGGCUUGGUUCCAAGAUGUAGAACUAUUAGUACCGUGUCCAAAUUGCACAAUAAUUCUUGCUAAGAAGAAUGCCCAUGUUACAAAGGAUGGAUGAUUGUUUAUAGCAUUGGAGUAGUACUCUUAGUAACAGCUCGAAACUCAUGAUUGGCACGAUAUGAUAAAGAAUUUCUCCAUACUUUCCCAUAUACUAAAAAUCUUCCUACGCUCAACAUCGACAAGACCAACAAGACGAUUAUGCGGCGACUUUCAGAGCAUCUAAAAAAGAGUAGCUUUUUUCAUGUAUGAUGAUAGGGUCCAAAUUCAAAUCAUUAUAAUCACUCGUGAUCCCAUUAAAAAAAUUGUUAACUACUUCAUCUAGACGCGGAAAACAAAGAAUUAACGAAACUCCUGCUCAUCAUCAUCUCAAAUAGGAAACAAUCCUCUUCUCAUUUUAUUUCUUUACACUAUUUCGAAUUGUUUUUUUUUUAGUUUUGUCGAACGAUCGUUAUCACUCAAUAGAAACUCGCCCAAAAUUAAAAAGUUUUAGGAUUAUAUAGGUACCUAUAGCUAAUUAACUACUUCAUAAAAGAGCAAAAAUAUGAGUAUGGAUGACACUUGUUGGGUGGCUAUGUGAGUGUGUGUCACUGUAUUGUAAGAACCCCGCAGAGAGAAGUAAUUUACUCAUAUGCCCCUUCCCCUUCAAAAUCUCGUUUCUCGGUCCAUCCGUUCACGAAUAUCAAGGAAAAUAAUAAUAUUAAUGAUAAGCAAAUAAUAAUUUAUAAGUAAAAAAAUACAUUAUUCCUUUUCUUGUUCGCCCUUCGGCUUCGGGGGGAAAUCAGGAAAAUCCAUUUUAUUUUCCAGUUAUUAAAUCUUUAUUUUUAAAUGAUAAAAUACAUAUAUAUGUCUUCUGGAGUUUGUGGUGGUAACUGGGAAAAUUCUAUUUAUACAAACCCCACUCCCUUCCUUCCCUUCUUUCUUCUUCUUCUUCUUCUUCUUGUUGAAGGGGUUUCUCUUUGUUUGUUAUUAUAUAAAGCCUCUCGUUUUUAUCAUUGCAGUGGAUUUUCUCUUUGCUUUCUCCAGAGGCACGAGGAGGGAGACAGAGCUGAAAAGGAAUUCUAAUGGAUGCUUCGAUCUACGCCUUCUUCAGUCUCCAAUAUAUCUCGUUGGAAACCUGAUAUUACCCAUGUAAGAAAACUUGCAAACAUAUCAUUUUCUUUCCCAUUAGGAAUUUCCAACUCAUCUCUGUCUAUCUGCUUAUUGAAUUGAGUUCCUGACUCGGUGCUCCCAUCUUUUUUGCUUUUACUGUUAUUGGGUUCGAUUCUCUGGUUGUUCUUUUGAACGGGUUUCUCGAAAUGCAGUCAUGUGAUCUCUCUAAUUCUCGUUAAUGGGGUAACUUGUUUCUGUGUUUGUGGCGUUCUUUUUGUGGGAGGGGGGGCUUAGCUGGGGUUUGCAUAUUGGCGUUGUUUAUGGAAAAAGGAUAAUGAAAGCGUUUUUUUGUGGAAUUGGAAGGAAGAUAGGUUCAAUGGGCUGGAGGAGGAAGAUAUGGGGAUUCAUGUUGGAUCUCGUGAUGUGUAGUUUAUUAGUUAUAUUGUCACUCCGUCCAUGUUCUUUUAAUUCUUAAUAAACCCCUCUCUGUUUUGCUGCCAAAAGAAAAAAAAAAACCACCCUUGAGUUCUGUGUUGUUCUUCACAUCUAUCUACUCCUUGUUUUACUGAUGGUAUUUUGUUCUCAUUUCUAUUCUUCUCAGCUCCUUGGGAUUGCUUCUUCUGGUGUGGAUUUCGAUGGUGGUGGCAGGUUAACUGGGACCUUCAAAAGCUGUUUUCUUUGAUGGGUUGAACUCAAGCAGGGUAGCAAUGGGCAGCUUGAGUGAGGAAGAAUUCCGGUUUUUCGAUGCUGCUGAUGAUAUUGCAUCGACAAUCUCUGGUGGCAGUAGUGACAUCUUUGAUUGCCAGCAGAGUUUGGGAGAUAUCAAUUCAGCUGCCUCUAGCCCUCGUUAUGCAUUGUGGGCCGACGCCCCCAAAAGUGUGGAGGAACGACGAAACAUGUUUUUGAAGUGGAUGGAAGUUGAAGGUUCAUGCCCAGAUGGAGAUUUGCCCAGUCCAGGAGGAAGCGGGAUUAAUAGAAUGAUUGAAAGUAGUGGGGCUGUGUUGAGGAACUCUUGUUAUGAAGGCGAGUUUUGUUCGACAAGGUCUUCAAGUGCCAUUCUUCUGGAGGAGUUGGGCUCGGCUCAAGAGUUCGUAGGUAGAGAUGGGAAUUCAGGUGGAGGGCUGGCUUCUAUUGUAGAUGAAAGUCAUGACCUUUAUUCACCAUAUUUAGCAAGAGCUAGGGAAUGUAGUAGUAAAGCUUCUGGCUCAUCGCCUCCUUCACUUCUUCAGCUUCAGCCGAACUGUGAGAGAUCCAAUGAUAGUAGCACAAUCAGCAGCACAGCUUCCAAGACAGAUAAAAAACGGUGGUUGAGCAGGUUGAGGUCAAUGGCAUGUGCUGUGGAUGGAAGAACACAGGCUGAGAGGACGAGCCAUUCGGUUGAUGAUUCACUUUUGUAUAGGACACGGAGGGUGAAAGUUAGGCAAUCUGGGAAGCAAGUAAAGGAGCUCUCUGCACUCUAUAGUGGGCAAGAUAUCCAGGCUCACAGGGGCUCGAUCUUGGCGAUGAAAUUUAGUCCAGAUGGGCAGUACCUGGCAAGUGCUGGUGAAGAUGGGAUCGUGAGAGUAUGGCAAGUUCUUGAAGAUGAUCGAUCGAAUGAACGUGAUAUUCCAGAAAUAGAUCCUUCAUGCAUCUACUUCACUGUGGAUCAUUUAUCCGAGUUGAAACCCCUCAUUAGUAAUCAAGAGAAGACGGUUAAAAUGAGGAGUUUGAGGAAGACAUCGGAUUCUGCUUGUGUGAUUUUCCCUCCUAAAGUUUUCAGAAUAUUGGAGGACCCAUUGCAUGAGUUUGUUGGUCACAGUGGAGAUAUCUUGGACUUGUCAUGGUCAAAUGAUAGUCAUUUACUGUCGGCUUCAGUUGACAAAACUGUUCGUCUAUGGCAAGUAGGAUGCAAUCGAUGCCUUGGGAUCUACUCACAUAGCAACUACGUUACUUGUGUUCAGUUUAAUCCUGGGGAUGAUAAUUACUUCAUGAGUGGUUCCAUAGAUGGGAAAGUUCGGAUUUGGGCAAUUUCUGGUUGCCAAGUUGUUGACUGGGUCGACAUUAAAGAAAUAGUUACAGCAGCUUGUUAUCGUCCAGAUGGGCAGGGAUUGAUUGUUGGCUCAAUGACAGGCACUUGCCGCUUGUAUAAUAGGACUGACAAUCGCUUGCAAUUGGAUGCACAAGUGUGCUUAAACACCAAAAAGAAGUCACCUGGAAAAAGAAUAACUGCCUUCCAGUAUUCCCCACAAGACUCGGACAAGGUAAUGGUGAGCUGUGCCGAUUCACAAGUCAGGAUACUGAAAGGGCUCAAUGUGAUUGCCAAAUACAAAGGCUUGAGGAACACUGCGAAUCAUGUAUCGGCACGGUUUACUUCAGACGGAAAGAAUAUAAUAUCAGCUUGUGAGGAUGCCAAUGUUUAUAUGUGGGAUAGUUUUGGCUUGGAAGACUCAUUCUGCCCAAAUGGUAAAAACAUCAAGUCUUGUGAGCGGUUCUCUGCUGAUGCAUCGGUUGCACUGCCUUGGUCUGGUUUCAAGAAGUCUUGGAACUCGGAAAAUGGAGAAUCUCUGCCUUUUUCUUCGCCUGCAAGUUUCAAUCUGGGUCAAGAAUACUACCUCGAGUCCUAUCCCAAAGGUUCAGCAACCUGGCCAGAGGAAAAGCUUCCAAGAUCAAGCCCUUCAUCAGCCACGCCAUUAGCAUCGAUGCAUAAAUCCCAGUACAAGUUUCUGAAAGCUUCAUGCCAGAGCACUGCUGGCUCUCAUGCAUGGGGUCUUGUCAUUGUGACUGCAGGGUGGGAUGGCAGGAUUCGAUCUUACCACAGUUACGGCCUGCCAGUUCCAACCUGAGAUUGUUCUUGGUUUUCCGGAGGAUCAACCUGGUGUUCACUGUCUCAGGCGUGGAUGCAUUAUGCUCGAAUCUCGAUGCUCAGCUGGGCCCAUGUCUGAUGAACGCUUAGGCAUGACAAGUGGUGGGGUAUGGUUGGCUACAAACAUAGACCUACUUGGGAAUGGAUUUUUCUCAUUCGUCAACUAAUGGAAAGAUAUGCAGAGGUCAUGUCUCAAGAAGAGGAGAGGCCAGUAUUAGAUACAUUAUUCUUCUUUAUCCAUAUUGGAGGCAGGUCGUGGGUCAGCCACUUCACAACAAGAUGAGGGGUACCAAAACCUGGUGGCUGGAGUUCGUUUUAGGGGCAGGAAAUGGUGGGGGUUAGGGAGCUUCACACCAUUACAACAUAUAUUGGCGGUUCUGAUAUGAAUGAUUGAAUUGCUCUUGUCUGCCAUUUCUUGCUUUCAAGGUAGGGUAUAUGCUUCACCUGACCGGUGGGGGCAUCAAUUUUGAGACGUCAGCAUCUACUUGACUUCUUAUCGGAAGUUCAUCGAAGGUGGCUGCCAGCAUCUACUCAUAACUCAUAUAUCCAAACCAUCGAUGGAAGUCCAGCUGCAGUCGAACCAGUAUCAAAUUUUUUGAAUGUUGCUUUCAACAGAGUUGAUGAUCUCUGUAUGUGUUUAUUUUCCUCCCUCUUUUUGCAGUUACUGCUCUUGCUCACAGGAUUUUUGUACAUGUAUCUUUGUAUUCUUAAGCUUAUUCUAAACCCCCUCCCCUUUCAUUCGUCUUGGAUUAUGUCCAUCCUGUUUUCUGGAGAAAGUAUGAAGAGAUGAAAUUCAUGCCUGAACAUGUAGUUCUGGGCAGCAGAUGUUUUUAAAGGUUUGUCCUUUGGUGUAAAUUGUAAAUGUUAUGGAAAGGAGAAGAAAAGGAAAAAAAAAAAAAAAAAAGAGUUGUGAUCACCAUUUUGGCUAUGUACACUCUUCUGUCCUGUGUUGUGGUUGGAUUCUUUAACUUGUAACUAUCCUGGGAAAGUUUCCAGUAUCUGGUUCAUCAAGUUUCCAGCUUUCUAGUUACUGUAUUUUGUAGUUUUGUCAUUUACACCAAAAUCAGGUACCUCAUGGAUUUUCUCUCCAGAAAGUACCUCCUGCAACUUUCUGCUGACAGAGUGUCACUAAAUAUGCUGUCCACAGAUUCCUUUCCAGAAAAUAAUAGAGGAUGGGGUGAAUUGUCAUCAUUGAAAGAUUUAAGAGUUUAGAAAGGACACUUUCUUUCUCAGGCUUUCAGAAUGAGGGAUAGCCUAAAAACUCAGCAGACUAACAAAUGAUACCAUUCCAUUCCAAUCCAAGCUUUGGUAUCCCUCCACCACCAGCUCAGCUUAGGAAAGAGAUAAAGAAAGAUACAAUAUAUAAUUAGUGGAAGAGGAGGAUCAAAGUCAGUGAUAAAAGAACAACUCACAGGGGAGAAAUAGGAAAAAGAACCAAUGCCCAGAAUCCACAGAAGAGGUCUUUUAGGCUUUUACAGACAAGACAGGACAUGAGUUGAAUGAAUGAUGCCCAACUUU
This is a messenger RNA of Linum trigynum, 6047 nucleotides long. Lineage: Eukaryota; Viridiplantae; Streptophyta; Magnoliopsida; Malpighiales; Linaceae. The record is from the annotation of a GenBank genome assembly.